Messenger RNA from Plasmodium inui San Antonio 1, 3045 nucleotides. RefSeq lists its product as hypothetical. NCBI's taxonomy places the organism in Eukaryota, Apicomplexa, Aconoidasida, Haemosporida, Plasmodiidae. The transcript has 2 exons. Bases 1 to 3045 code for a protein of 1014 amino acids. The record is from RefSeq and is a predicted model, not a curated record.
AUGGAUGGCCGACUUGAAGCGCAAAAUGGUGCGAAUAGUGACAAACAUAGCGAUGAGCAGACAGAUCAACGUCGAGAUGAGCAGGCCGACGCACAUCGAGAUGAAAAGUGCCCGCCACGCGCCUUUACCAUCAGGGACAUCGGGACGCUGGUCGGGGGACACGUAACCGUCACGACAGGGGCCUUCAAACACUGCAGGGGGGUCAUCCUCGACAUUAAGAAGACAGACAAAGAUGAGUACGAACUCCUGGUAGUAAUCAACAGAGACGAGUCAGCCAAGUAUCCCAAGAACAUCCUAAACAAAUUCGGAAAGAGCUACUGGUUUAAUGUGAAGGACGUCCAAAUUGAGAGAGUGAAAGAUUUGCUGUUCCACAGGUAUGAAAAUUUUUACGACGAGAAGGAACGGCCCGCGAAUGGGGACCUGCAGGAGAUUAAGGAGCAAUUCAGCGAGUUAGGCGUCGAAGAGGAAGACCAGUUGAGCGGCGAAGAGGCAGCCCAGUUGAGCGGCGAAGAGGCAGCCCAGUUGAGCGGCGAAGAGGCAACCCAGUUGAGCAGCGAAGAGGCAACCCAGUUGAGCAGCGAAGAGGCAACCCACAGCGAAGAGGCAACCCAGUUGAGCAGCGAAGAGGCAACCCAGUUGAGCAGCGAUGAGGCAACCGAGUUAAGCAUCGACGAGGCAGACGAUCCCUAUAGCGAGGCGACCCAACGACCAGACCUGAUCGCCUUGCAGGAGAGCCUCAUCGAGGGAAAAAAGAGGCCGCGGAAAAGCGCCUUUUGCCACACAGUGGUGAAGCAAAUAGAGAAGAAUUACCUGUACGAAGAUCUGCUAAAUCUGUAUAAGGAAAAGAGACACCUGGCAAACAUAGUUGUCUGUUUCUACAUCCUAAAGCAGCUAGUGAAAAUAUACAACUUUGAGAGAGAAAGCGAAAGUGGGCUAAAUGCUUUCCUGAAAAAUGCUAUUUACAACCCCACCUUCGAAACCAUAUUAACAGACAUUUUGAAAUUUCUGGAGAAAAAGGAAAUAUAUAGAGUGGUGGACAAAACUUGGCUGUUAUGGAUCCUAGUCAAGUUGAAUAUACACAAGGAGGAGAAGUAUAGGUCCACCUUCGAAGCAAUUUUAAAUCAUCUUGUGAAAUAUCUCACCUACGAAACCUUGAAAAAAAUGAACACCAAAAGUUUGUGUGCAAUUUUAUGGAGUCUAGCUAAAUGUUCCCAUAGCAAUAUAGAGGUUUGUGAAAAAAAUUACAAAAAGAUUGUUUAUUUUUUGGAGAAGUACACCUCUGUAAUGUCUUGCCACGACAUUUCGAACAUCUACUACUCCCUUGGGUUGGUUCAAUACAAAAGUGGGGAUCCGUUUUUUUAUUUAAUUGAUCAAGAAAUUAAAAAAAAUAUAAAUAAAUUUUCUGUGCAAAAUCUUAUGAAUAUCCUGUACGGAAUGACAAAAUUGAGGAGAAACAAUUCCACUCUUGCCGUCGUAAAGGAUAAGUUGCUCUUCCACUCCUCCAAUAUGAACCUUCGAAACAUGAGUUUGUUCCUUUGGUGUCUAAAUAAAAAUGACUACUAUCACGUGGACGUUAACUUCAAAGACAAAUCCUUUCAACAUUUAAAUGUAAAGCAAGCCAUGCAACUGCUAAUGUUUUUUAAUUACAACAAAGACAAAUAUGUCUACUACCUCAAGUACGUCUUAAAUUUUAUAUUCAAGUCGAUCUCCAAAUUGACUAACAAAGAAAUUUCCUUCCUUUUUUACUCCCUCUUCAAAUUAAACUUACUCAAAAGUAGAUGCUUCGUAAAGGUUCGUAAGCAUAUCAUCCAGAGGGACUACACAGGAUUCAACUUGAUAGAUCUCAAUAUGAUUCUCCUUUCCAUGAACAAUAGCAAUAUAUACGACAGAAUUCUGCUCAACUAUUUGUUUCGCGCCCUCAGGGCACUUCUCACGCGCGUCCUUCAGACGGGGGCCACGAAAGAAACGAUCACCAAGGGAGAAGUGGUCACCACGGAAAAUGUGGCCGCCCGCACUGCUCCACCCAUAGACUGCACCAACUUCAACUACAUAAUGAAGAACCUGUCAGAGAUGAAAAUUUUCGACCAAAGCAUCAUGCUUAAGUAUGCCCUUUUAUUCUCCAGCAACCUUUCCCACAUCAGCGCCGACCACAUUUGCGACUAUCUCUUCUACACCUUAUCGCUCAGCCACCCCGGGGGGAGCAACGAAGCCGGGGUGAAUACAGAACGAGGGGAAAAUACCCAAAUGGCAGACACUUCCAACAGCGAACGGUUCACACCCACCUCUCGUGAACAAAGGCUCGCCCACUUAGUGACCUCCAAUGAAGAGCUCACCUUGAAGGAAGCCAAUUUCGGAAAAGUCUACCAGCACUAUUUAAUCAAAGUGACUCAAUUCGUGAAGGACAAACUAUCCCAUUUCGACGCACACACAUUUCUUGCCCAUUUGGAGGAACAGCAGAAUGGGAAGACGGGACAGGACGGAGUGGGGGGCAAACGGGAGGAAGACAAAAUCGACACCUUUGUGUUCAACUACCAAACGGAGAAGAAACACGAGCAUGUACAAAAACUGAAUGAGCUCAUUUUGGAACAAACCAUCAGCCAUGCUACGAAGGCAACUUUGCUGGGGGACUCAGUUUCGGAUAAAGAGUUUUCCUCCUUUGUCAACCAGGCGGAGGACAACUAUCAUCAUCAUAAUAAUAAUAACAAUGAUGAUGGAGAAAAUAUAGAAAGAAGAAGAAAAAAAAAAAAAGCUCAGCCAUGCACAUCCAUCAGUUCGCUCAUUCAUCUGUUCUACUCCCUUGCGUCCUUGAACGAGCUUGACAAGGACCGCUUUGAUCACUACAUGGACAACUUGUACACCGUCGUGGAGAGUAAAAAAAGCGAAAUAACGGCCUACCAGUGGCUGCUCAUCAAGGACAUCUUCAAGAUGGUACGUGUGAAGAGGAGCGCGGAUUGGCAGCUUCUUCUCGACAAAGUAAACACCUACGUUAAGGGUGCCGAGGAGGAGGGAAGCGCGCGCUUCGAGACCAUCAAAAUUGAGAUAUAA